This is a messenger RNA of Suillus fuscotomentosus, 999 nucleotides long. RefSeq lists its product as uncharacterized. Lineage: Eukaryota; Fungi; Basidiomycota; Agaricomycetes; Boletales; Suillaceae. The transcript has 5 exons. The record is from RefSeq and is a predicted model, not a curated record. Bases 1 to 999 code for a protein of 332 amino acids.
AUGUUCGAUAUUUGUUCACGUUUUCUUUCUACAUGGGAUAGACAUCCGAAAUGUCACUUUCUUGGAAAUGACCAGAGCGAGGCGGCCCUCGUGGCAUGGCUCCAGAAACAGGGACGUGCCGACCUUCCAGACUCCCUCCUUGUCACAGCUUCAGUGCUGUUUGGUUGGGUCGACUCCCACGAUCUUAUGGCUUUCCUUGAUGUGAGCCUUAAGGAGGUCGCGAUGCAGGAGAUACUCCAGCAAGAAGAGCAUAUAAUAUUAUUUGCGGGAGGAGGACGAUGUCUGAUGCAGGACAGAAUGCUCCGAGCCCAGAUGGAAGUCUCGUUGUUUAGCAAUGCUAUUUCUAAUGCGUGCGAAGAGCUGGAGACUAGGUCUCACCCAGACGCUCACACACUUGGUCUAAAGCAGCCGGUCACAGUGAACGCUGUCGAGAACGCGGGAGCACGCUCGGCGCCUAGCUUGGUUAGAUUGGGCUGCUUCCAGCCUUCGAGUCACAUCACAGAAAAGUGCAAAGCAUGGCUCCUCGCGUCGUCGUCUUUCCAAGACACUACUACGAAAGUUGAAUCUAAUGUCAGCCGCAAAAUUGAUUUUCCACAGACUCUAGAAAUCGAAUACUCCCCGAUCUCCAAAGAUAUAUUUCUUUCCCUGCCACGUUUUCUGAAAGCUUGGGUGGAUCACAUCACAUAUCGUACAUAUGUGAACGCGUCUCUUGCAGAGAGCAAGCCCCCGUACCUCAAUAACAGGCACGGCUUCAAAGCCAAAGAGUCCAAAAGUCUGGACCAGCUUAGGUCCGAUAUUCAUAUUCUGGACCUGAAGAAGCACCGCGCACAGACAGAAGUGGAUAUGCUGUCUGAAGCCCUAUCACGCAUUGCUGAGUCCGAGGGCACCGAGUCUGAUGGUUCUUCUGGGAGUGCUGUGACGUAUGGACAUAACAAUGAUUGGUCUGAUGAUUGGUUUUCAUCUUCAUAUGCCUCUUCCAAUGUCUCUUUACUGAUGUAA